UUAACACAAGCAAGCAUGGCUGCUACGUCUCCGCCAGACGCGUUCGCCCUCUGUGACGAUCUCUUAUGGGAUCCUGCUGUCUCGGUGAACACAACGGACCCCGACCUGACACAAUGUUUCCAGAGAACCGUCCUUCUGUGGGUGCCGUGUGGCUUCUUGAUGUUCAUUGCCCCUUACAGGAUCCUGUCCCUCAGGAACAGCAGCAAAGGCGCCAUAUCAUGGUGGGCCUACAACAUUGCCAAAAUUGUACUGGCCGUCUUGAUUGGAGUCGUGGCUUUGGCGGACAUUUUCCGCAGUGUUCACGAGAUGGCGGAGGGGAAAUCGGUUGCCCCAGUAUUCUUCAUAUCUCCUCUUAUAUUAUUUAUAACAAUGGUAUUGUUUUGCUUUCUAGUCCACUUUGAAAGAAAGAAAGGAAUACGAACGUCAGGGUUUCUGUUCAACUUCUGGCUGCUUCUUCUUCUGGCAGCCAUCUUGACGUAUCAGUCAAAUAUCAGACGUGCAGUUAGUCAGGGUAUAGAAGAUAUGUUCCGGUUUGUGACGUAUAAGAUCUACUUCCCUCUGGUGAUAGCCCAGCUGAUACUUGCAGCUUGUGUAGACAGACUGCCGGCUGGUACCGAGGCCACAAAGCAGACGAACCCAUGCCCCGAGAUGAACGUGUCGUUCCUGUCCCAGAUCACCUUCUGGUGGUUCACAGGGCUGGUGAUCAAGGGGUACAAGCGGGCGCUGGAGAGGAAGGACCUAUGGGAUCUCAAUGAUGUGGACACGUCGUCCACUGUCCUCCCCAAGUUCCAGCAGUAUUGGGAGAAGGAGGUGGCCAGGGCAAAGGAACAUAAUGCACGACUCAUCAGACCUGUGAAUGGUUUGAAAACUCGAUACCAAGAUGGUGAAGUGUACACGGAGGUCAACCCUGAUGUCAAGGUCACAGAUGGAAGCAAUAAAGUCAAGAAACCGAGAUUACUACGAUGUUUAGUGAAGAACUUUUUUGGGUUCUUCCUGAUGGCAGCCGGGUACAAACUCAUCCAUGACAUGCUUCUGUUUGUCAGCCCACAGCUGCUCAAACUCCUUAUCAACUUCACCAAGAACAAGGAUGAGAUGUUGUGGAGAGGCUACCUGUAUUCAGUGAUUCUGGUGUUGGUGGCUGUAGUACAGUCCCUCAUCCUCCAUCAGUAUUUUCAUGGCUGCCUCGUCCUGGGUAUGAGGCUCAGGACCGUCAUCAUCGCUGCAGUAUACAGGAAGACGUUGAAAUUGUCCAAUUCUGCAAGGAAGACGUCAACGGUUGGUGAAAUCACUAACCUAAUGUCUGUGGAUGCUCAGCGGUUCAUGGACUUAACGACAUACUUCCACAUGAUCUGGUCCGGACCCUUCCAGAUCUCAGUGUCCCUCUACUUCCUGUGGCAGACCCUGGGGCCAUCCAUCAUGGCCGGUGUGGGCGUCAUGGUCCUCCUCAUCCCUAUCAACGCUUUCAUCGCCAACAAGACCAAGAACCUUCAGGUUCAGCAGAUGGCAUUGAAAGACAGGCGGAUCAAACUGAUGAAUGAAGUCCUGAAUGGAAUGAAGGUACUGAAGCUGUAUGCAUGGGAGCCAUCGUUCCAGAAGAAGAUCCUGGAAAUCCGGAGCAAGGAGCUGGAGGUGCUGAAGAAGUCGUCCUACCUGCAGGCAUUGUCUUCCUUCACAUGGACCACAGCACCCUUCAUGGUUUCCCUGACAACGUUUGCUGUGUAUGUGAUGUCAGACUCCAACAACGUCCUGGAUGCGGAGAAGGCCUUUGUGGCACUGUCACUGUUCAACAUCCUCCGCUUUCCUCUCUCCAUGUUGCCCCAGGUCAUCACCAACUUCGUCCAGGCCAGUGUGUCACUGAAGAGGUUGCAGAACUUCCUGCAGCUGGAGGAGCUGGACCCAUCAGCAGUGCAGCACAAUCCCCCAGACAAGCUGGCUGUGAGUAUUGACCAAGGGAUGUUCACCUGGGACCCAGAUGGUGCUACUACCCUCAAAGAAAUCAACCUGUCUGUGGAGAAGGGGUCCCUGGUGGCUGUGGUCGGGGCAGUGGGGACAGGAAAAUCCUCCCUGCUGUCUGCUCUCCUUGGUGAGAUGGACAAGAUAUCAGGCACAGUCAAUGUCAAGGGCAGUGUUGCCUAUGUAUCCCAGCAACCCUGGAUACAGAACGCUACUCUCAAGGACAACGUCGUGUUUGGGGAGUCCGUUGAUGAGGCAGCGUAUAGAAAGGUGGUUGGAGCGUGUGCCCUGGACCCGGACAUAGACAUGCUGCCUGCUGGAGACCAAACAGAGAUCGGGGAGAAGGGCAUCAACCUGAGUGGUGGACAGAAGCAGCGAGUGGCUAUAGCUCGGGCCGUGUACCAGAACACUGAUGUGUACCUGCUGGAUGACCCCCUCAGCGCCGUUGACUCCCAUGUUGGCAAACACAUCUUCGACCAGGUCAUAGGCCCAGAUGGAAUGCUCUCUGGAAAGACCAGAAUUCUGGUAACCCACGGCAUCAGCUACCUGCCGAAGAUGGACAAGAUCGUGGUUCUGGUUGAUGGGAAGGUGUCUGAGGUUGGGUCCUUCGGGGAGCUCAUGGACCAUGCAGGUGCGUUUGCUGAGUUCCUCAAGAACUACCUGCUUGACGAGCUGGUGGGUGAUGACAAAGUGGAGGAACUCGGGGAGAUUGAAGAUGUGAGUUUUCGAGAAGAGAUCUUGUCUCAGCUUGGUUCAGUACUGGAAGACACAAAGGAUCUUCAGAGACAAGUUUCAAAGAUAUCGGAGCGUAUUCGCACAGACUCUGAUCACAUGCAUGGCAGUAGCCACACGCUCAACUCCACUCAUGAUACCAAACAGAAGUCAGACCACACUCUUGCUGCUAACAGCAAGGUCAAGGUCAAUGAGACAGCAGCAGACGACAAGAAACCGGAAGAUAAACUCAUACAGGCAGAGGGAGUGGAGACAGGCAGGGUGAAGUUACGCGUGUUUAUAGCCUACAUCAAGGCUGUUGGGCCCGUCCUGUCAGCUGUCAUCCUUCUCUUCUACCUCCUGUACAACGCCGCCAACAUUGGCUCUAACGUCUGGCUCAGUGACUGGAGCAAUGAUGCCCAAAAGUACAACCACACUGACACCGCCCAGCGGGACAUGCGGCUUGGCGUGUAUGGAGCUCUAGGAUUUUCUCAAGGGCUGCUGAUAAUGGCAUGUGCGCUGGCGACUCAGAUUUCGGGAAUUGCUGCCUCUCGGAAUCUACAUCAUGAUGUCAUCGUGUCUCUGCUCAACACCCCACUCUCAUACUUUGACCAGACACCAACUGGCCGAAUCAUGAACAGAUGUUCUGAUGACAUUGCUGAACUUGACCUUGUAUUGCCCUUCACAAUAAGGUCAAUGUUGAAUGUCAUUUUGGGUGCUGUAGGAUCAUCUGUCAUCAUCUUGUACACGACACCCCUUGUGGCUGUUGCCAUCCCCGUUGUUGUCAUUGUCUAUGUUCCCAUCCAGAGAUUUUAUGUGGCGUCAUCCCGGCAACUGAAGCGUUUAGAGUCAGUGAGCCGUUCCCCCAUAUACUCUCACUUCGGUGAGACGAUCACUGGAGCUGUGACUAUCCGAGCCUUUGGACAACAGAGUCGCUUCAUGGACGAAUCUCAGAAUAAGGUGGACGAGAACCAGAUUUCCUAUUACCCAAGUAUUGUCUCCAACAGGUGGCUUGCGAUUCGUCUGGAGUUUGUCGGAAACUGCAUUAUCUUUUUUGCGUCGCUGUUUGCUGUUCUGGGUCGUGACAGUCUGAACCCGGGCAUUGUAGGACUGUCCAUCUCGUAUGCCAUGAAUGUGACACAGACCCUCAACUGGAUGGUUAGGAUGACUUGCGAGCUGGAGACCAAUAUUGUCGCUGUUGAAAGAAUCAAAGAGUACACAGAGACUCCCACUGAGGCUCCAUGGGAGAUAGAGGGCAAGAAGCCAGACACUGAUUGGCCAGCCGCUGGUAAGGUGACCUUUGACAACUACCAGACACGCUACAGAGACGGCCUUGACCUUGUCUUGAAGGGAAUUGACUGCAGUGUUAACAGUGGGGAGAAGGUUGGCAUUGUGGGUAGAACAGGGGCAGGGAAGUCUUCCUUGACGCUUGCAUUGUUUCGUAUCAUUGAGUCUGCCGGUGGCAGUAUCACCAUCGAUGGUGUUGAGAUUUCCAAGAUUGGCCUACAUGAUCUCCGAUCAAAACUGACCAUUAUUCCUCAGGAUCCUGUCUUGUUUUCUGGGUCACUCCGCAUGAACCUUGACCCCUUCGACCAGUUCAAGGACGAGGAUGUGUGGCGGGCCCUGGAACAUGCACAUCUUAAGAACUAUGUCACCUCACUUCCAGAGCAGCUUCAGUACGAGUGUACCGAGGGAGGGGAAAACCUCAGUGUUGGACAGCGACAGUUGGUGUGUCUGGCCAGAGCGCUGUCGAAGACCAAGAUCCUCAUCCUGGACGAGGCCACAGCCGCUGUGGAUCUAGAGACUGAUGAUCUGAUCCAAGCAACGAUACGCACAGAGUUUGCCGAGUGUACUGUCCUGACGAUCGCCCACAGGCUCAACACCAUCAUGGACUAUUCUAAAAUCAUGGUUCUGGAUGCCGGAAAGAUCCGAGAGUACGACAACCCCCAGGUCCUUCUGCAAGACACAGAGUCUAUCUUUUACGGAAUGGCUAAAGAUGCAGGUCUGGUUUGAUGAGGAAGCUGAUUAUCUGUCAGACUGGUUCACAGAUAUGCCAGUGGGGAGGUCUUGAUCUGUGGAAGGUGAAGAUGCUGCAGACGACUUCCAAGUGGCCAGGCUGGUCCUGUACAUUGGAUUCAAUAAACACUAAAUAGGAAUUCCCUGAACGGAUAUCACCAGCCUUUGUUUUCUGCCAUGGUUUUGAUUGGUUGGGAUGACCUACGUUUCCUAACUGGUGUUUUGUAUGAAUAGAACUACAAGUAUUUUAACUUGUACAUUGAGUGAGUUGGCUGCCUCCUUUGUUCCUGGUGAUGCAAACAUUCACGGAGCGGUAAUUACCGACUUUCAAAUGGGAGGCACAACAACCGAUUGACUGACACAGGACUCCAUGAGGUGGAAGCAUUUUCAGAUUUUUUUAAAUUCAUCAAAAAGACAAGAUGUUUGCUGCCAUUAGAUCCUGCUCGGUUAGUAGAAGAGGGUAAAAUCUGCAGGUCCUUGGACAGUCUAUAUGAAGAUAAGGAAAGAUUCCCAAUUACAUGACUUCACGAUGCAGUACUUGAAUUGCUCUACUGAAUGUCCCCGUGAUUUUAAUAGAUGCGCACACUUGUGAAUGUGUACACUCGUGAAUGCUGAUCAGUGCCAAGGGCAUAGGAAUCCAAGUGUCACAUAUUUACUGCAGGUUGUCCAAAUCUGUGAGGGCAGAAUAAAUGUUUGCCCCCAUAUCAUUGUGUUAAAAACAAGUAUGUAUUUUGAAGGUAAUUAGCUAAACGCUGUUUGUAAAUACAUGUGACGUGCUGUAUUGUUAGAGUGUGGCUAGUUUGAACCUGCUUGUAUCAUUUAUGGUGUGGGACAUUUUUCGCCAGAGGGAGAACAAACUUGUGUGGGGUUUUACAGUGUAUGUGACUAGUGUACUUAAUCUGAUAAUCUGAAUGUUGUAUUUAAAUGUUUUGUCACCAUUGAAAUGAUACAAAUUUUGAAAUACUGUUGUGUGUAUAUUGCAGUGUCUUGACAAUUCAGAAUUCUGUAAAUAUGAUAUGAAUGACAGACA
Messenger RNA from Haliotis rubra (blacklip abalone), 5710 nucleotides. RefSeq names its product multidrug resistance-associated protein 1-like. Gene Ontology annotation, biological process: transmembrane transport. Gene Ontology annotation, molecular function: ABC-type transporter activity; ATP binding; ATP hydrolysis activity. The record is from RefSeq and is a predicted model, not a curated record. Gene Ontology annotation, cellular component: membrane. Lineage: Eukaryota; Metazoa; Mollusca; Gastropoda; Lepetellida; Haliotidae.